AUGGCGAUAAAAUUAGCGCCAAUAAUAUUGUGCUUACUGCAUUGGUCUGCUGUAUUAUCUUCUCCUCUUUCGUUGUCAGAACCCGCUAACACAUUAGAAGCUAUUGAAGAUGUAAGUGAUUCUGAAUCAGUGGGCUCCUACAUCAGGGAAACAAGAGCUGCGUAUGAUGGCGAUUACUACAAAUCAAAUGAGAACGAAGGCAAUGGUGAAAUUGGAUAUUCUCGUAAGAAGUCCGGUGGUGGCAAGAAGGGAUACCAACAUUUCGACUCCUUUCACAAGAAGGCUGGAGACAACUAUGAAUUUGAGAAGCAAGACUCUUUUGGCCUAGACGAUAAAGGACAAGAUGGAGCAUACAGCCAUCGCAACGAACGCAGAGCGAACAGAGAUGAUGGUAGGAAGAGAGAAAGAGAGCCUGAAGAAUUUGAGGAUGAACAUGAAGAAAUCGAAGAUUCCCACAGACAAAAAGCAAAACAGCGAAAAGGGAAAGAUCAUGCUGAACUGAGGGAGGAAAGUCCUAAUGAAAAUGGUAGAGUGGAAUCUAGUGGCCAUGACCCCAAAGAUUAUACGCUGCCGGAAAGAUACACUUAUGGUGAUCCUGCUACAGAAUACGAUUUCUAG
Messenger RNA from Arctia plantaginis, 618 nucleotides. The record is from the annotation of a GenBank genome assembly. NCBI's taxonomy places the organism in Eukaryota, Metazoa, Arthropoda, Insecta, Lepidoptera, Erebidae.